CGCUAUACUUAUACAGCGGUAAACACACAACUAGUUUAGUCAAGGCUGAUACGCCAUUCAGUCUACAUUGUAGGUCCGUACAAAGUAGGUUGAACGAAAAAGUUUUUAAGUGAAUUAAAAAGGAGUUUGUGUUCUAAAUGUGAAUAGUUUGAGUUUAUGCUAAAAUGAAGCUCCACACAGUUCUACUCCUAGCCAGCAUAUCCUGCACGUUUGGGUACCACAUCCUAGUGCCUGUGCCAGUACCCUCGCACAGUCACAACCAGCUCGCCAAGGGCAUAGUUGAUGCUCUGCUUAAGCAUGGGCAUACGGUGACAUGGGUAACUCCUUUCCCAGAGAAAGCAGGCAAGAACCCGCCGAAGACAUUGAAACUGAUUGAUUUAUCCCAUAUCAAACAUUUAGCAGAUAUCGACAUGACAGACCCCAAGAACACACAAGGAGGCAUUACCUUCGUGAAGCAGUUCUCAGCGAACAUCUCCUUAGCUAUGAUGAACACGCCGGCAGUCAAGGAGGCGAUCACAAAGAACCAGUACGAUGCCGUCGUCACUGAGCUGUUCUUCUGUGAUUUUAUGGCUGGGCUCGCAGCCGUCCAACAGGCUCCCUGGAUAGUCCUGGUGGCCAUGGACUUGUACCCCAACGCGGAGGCUCAGAUCGACGAGGUGCGCUCAGUCUCCACCACGCCGCUGCUGUUCAACCCGGCUGAUGUGCCCAUGUCCUUCCUGAAGAGAGCCGUCAACUUCAUCAUUUAUAUCGCCAUGACUGUUUCUGGCUGGUUGGACCAAGCAAAAACUGUGGAACUCUACGAAUCAAUCUUCGGUCCCAUAGCGGCGGCCCGCGGUGUCGCCCUCCCCCCCUUCGAAGACGCCUUCUAUAACGUGUCUAUCAUGUUGGUGAACUCCCACGAGUCCAUCUCCCCUCCGUUCAGUACCCCCCCUAACGUUGUGAACAUCGCUGGCUACCAUAUUGAUGAGAAUAUCCCGCCGUUGCCUAAGGACUUACAAGACCUAAUGGACGGCUCCCCACAAGGAGUGAUCUACUUCAGCAUGGGCUCAGUGCUAAAGUCAGCGGCCUUCAAGCCAGAACUCCGAGCGGCUUUGCUGAAGAUAUUCGCUAAGUUACCUUACACCGUGCUGUGGAAGUUCGAGCAGCCGAUCUCUGAUCUGCCUCCUAAUGUACAUGUGAGGCCGUGGAUGCCGCAACCUAGUAUAUUAGCCCACCCCAACGUGAAACUCUUCAUCACCCACGGAGGUCAGCUCAGCUCCCUGGAAGCGAUCUCCGCCGGAGUGCCAGUCCUCGCCAUCCCGGUGUUCGGAGACCAGCCCUCGAACGCUGAGCGUGCCAAGAAGAAGGGAUAUGCUCUGAGGGUGGACUUCUCGCCUGACAUGGCUCCGGAGGUCGAAGCGGCGCUUAAUGAGAUGUUGGGCAGUGACAAAUACUAUAACCGAGCGAAAUAUUUAUCCAAGAUCUUCAGGAACCGUCCUGCAAAGCCUUCUGAUCUCAUCAACCAUUAUGUUGAACUGGCCAUCGAGACCAAAGGAGCACACCACCUUCGCUCGCUCUCGCUCAAAUACAAAUGGUACGAGCGCUGGAUGCUCGACUUCGUGCUCGCUGUGCUCGCAGUGCUCGCGGCGCUUCUUUUGCUCGUGAUCUUCGCAGUUAAAAAAUGUAUUAGAAAAGUAACUGGUACAAAAACGUACAAGCCGGCGAGUAAAAAGAAGAGGAAUUAAUUUUAAGUAAUUUUUUG
Molecule: messenger RNA, 1741 nt
Organism: Helicoverpa armigera (cotton bollworm)
Lineage: Eukaryota; Metazoa; Arthropoda; Insecta; Lepidoptera; Noctuidae
Product: UDP-glucosyltransferase 2
Exons: 10
Coding region: 165-1724 (519 amino acids)
Molecular function (GO): UDP-glycosyltransferase activity
Source: RefSeq, a predicted model, not a curated record